UAUUUUCGUUAUUCUAUACAAUUCUCGUUAUUCUAUACGAUUCCACUGCCCCUCCUCUACCCCUUUAAAAAUCUCCCUGCUUCACGUUUCUCAUCCCAAUCCCAUUUGUCUCGUUGUUGUUAAGCUUCAUUCUCCUCUCUCUUCCUCUCUAGACAGGAAAAAUGGGGCUGACGUUCACAAAGCUGUUCAGCCGGCUUUUUGCCAAGAGAGAAAUGCGUAUUCUUAUGGUUGGUCUUGAUGCUGCUGGUAAGACCACCAUCUUGUACAAGCUCAAGCUGGGAGAGAUUGUGACCACAAUUCCUACUAUUGGGUUUAAUGUGGAGACUGUUGAAUAUAAGAACAUUAGCUUCACAGUGUGGGAUGUUGGUGGUCAGGACAAGAUUCGUCCCUUGUGGAGGCACUAUUUCCAGAAUACUCAGGGCCUGAUAUUCGUGGUGGAUAGCAAUGAUAGAGAUCGUAUCGGUGAGGCAAAAGAUGAAUUGCAUAGGAUGUUGAAUGAGGAUGAGCUGCGAGAUGCUGUCUUGCUUGUAUUUGCUAACAAACAGGAUCUUCCAAAUGCAAUGAAUGCUGCUGAGAUUACUGAUAAACUCGGCCUCCACUCGCUCAGGCAGCGUCACUGGUACAUUCAAAGCACCUGUGCAACCUCUGGUGAGGGUCUUUAUGAAGGUCUGGAAUGGCUCUCCAACAACAUUGCUAACAAGGCAUGAAGCCAUUAAAGAUCUUUUGCGGACUGGCAAUUCUGGAUGCAGGGGUGAAUAUUAUCUAUUUUUUUUUAUAGUUUCUUUUUGCUUGAGACAGUUGGGUUGUUUUGUUUUUUUUGUUUUUUGUUUUUAGGACCUUAUGACUAUACUGUAAUAGAAGAAUGGUUGGUUAAAUACUUGUACUUUUGAGCCUUCAGCUGGGUUUAGAUGUGGUGCUUCUAUCUGUAAUUGAAACUAAUUUGGUGCAACAUCCCCAUAUAAUUUUGUUUUCUUUCAA
This is a messenger RNA of Mangifera indica (mango), 978 nucleotides long. Its product is annotated as ADP-ribosylation factor-like. Gene Ontology annotation, biological process: vesicle-mediated transport; intracellular protein transport. The coding region runs from base 162 to 707 and encodes 181 amino acids. The transcript has 7 exons. The record is from RefSeq and is a predicted model, not a curated record. Gene Ontology annotation, molecular function: GTP binding; GTPase activity. Gene Ontology annotation, cellular component: cytoplasm. NCBI's taxonomy places the organism in Eukaryota, Viridiplantae, Streptophyta, Magnoliopsida, Sapindales, Anacardiaceae.